Molecule: messenger RNA, 4292 nt
Organism: Canis lupus familiaris (dog)
Lineage: Eukaryota; Metazoa; Chordata; Mammalia; Carnivora; Canidae
Gene: ZFP69
Product: ZFP69 zinc finger protein
Exons: 5
Coding region: 1090-2658 (522 amino acids)
Biological process (GO): regulation of immune system process; negative regulation of transcription by RNA polymerase II; regulation of cytokine production
Molecular function (GO): DNA-binding transcription factor activity; RNA polymerase II cis-regulatory region sequence-specific DNA binding
Source: RefSeq, a predicted model, not a curated record
UGGUGGAAUGACAGGAUAGAUUGGAGUUGUUUGCACAUUUUUCCCGUUAGAAGCGGCUCUGCAGUCCUCCUGAUACUCCGAGUCCUGUAUUCCCUCCAUCCGAACCAGUCCCCCUCCCAAUUUUAACCUUUCUGAAGCCAAGAGGCAUCUUAACAGGUUAAAAGGACUUGCCGGAUGCCGGGCAUCUGCGUGGGUGGGGACGCAUCCAUCGGGCGCUGUUUGAUGCUGUGAAAAUGCAGCGGUGUGAUUAUCCCAUCACUUAGGACACUGGAACUUUACACUUCGAUCUCCAGUUGUCUUUAAAAAAGCAGCUUUAAAAGAUAAUGCUGUGAUGCAGCAGGACCGUAAAAAGGUUUAUAGGAAUAUUUACUAAGGGUUUGCUGUCUGCCUGACGUGGUUCCAAUUCCUGUCACAGCCUGGUAGAGUAUUGUUAUCCGCUUUGUAGGGGUGAAGAACCUGAAGCUCAGAGAGUCGCAGAGCCUUAGAGAUUUUAAAUACAGCUGUCGGGAUUUUAACCCAAGCCGUCUGGUUGGAAAGCUUGGCCUCCUAACUCCGAAGUCUGUACCCAGGCCGAAGGUACUUGCAGCUUGCAAGGAGGGAAGUCAAGGCACGGUUUAUGCUUGUUUGUAGAUCUUUGGCUGUUUGUGUAUGUGCGUUUGGAACUCGGGGACAGCCACAUCCAAGGGCAUUGAUUGUACUUAUCCCCACAUUGAUGCCAAAUCUUUGUUUUUGGAUCCUUUGCAGUUUAAAAUUUAUUCCUGCAAGCUCUGGAGUUCUUACUAUGUGAUUGGUGCUUCUGGUUCCCUCCUCUUCUGCCUUUUGCUCCCCAAGAAGAAUACAGAGCAUGCGCUCAGGCCUCCUCAGCUGGCUGCCUCCCCGGGAGGCAGUGCUUAAUUUAAGAGUGAAAUCAGUUUUUCGGAGUUGUUAAAUUCAUAGGAGCCCCCAGCUUCUGGUGACGUGGGGACACACCAAUGUCCUGAGGGCAGGAGAUUGUGCUCAGAGGAGUCGACACCUGUGAAGCCUCUCAGUACACAUCUGGCAGUUCUCUCCUGAAGUGGACAGGCCCCAUUGUGGGGGGGGGGCAUCGUCAUGCUGCAGCAGCUCCUCAUCACCCUGCCCACGGAGGCCAGCGCGUGGGUGAAGUUGCACCAUCCAGAGAAGGCCAAGGAGGGGGCGCCCCUGUGGGAGGACGUGACUAAGAUGUUUGAAGGAGAAGCUCUGCUCUCUCAGGAUGCUAAGACCCAGGGAGAAAGUUCGAAGGAUGGAUUCACCUCUCGGUUGCCAGCAGCAGAAUCCCAGGAACUGUUAACCUUCAAGGAUGUAUCUGUGGACUUCACCCAGGAAGAAUGGGGACAACUGUCCCUUGCUCACCGGAAUCUAUACCGGGAGGUGAUGCUGGAGAACUAUGGGAACCUGGUCUCAGUGGCAGGAUAUCAGCUUUCCAAACCUAGUGUGAUAUCCCAGUUGGAGAAAGGACAAGAACCAUGGAUGACAGAGAAAAAGGGCCCAGGAGAUCCCAGUCCAGACUUGAAGAAUAAAACAGAAACCGAUGCAUCAACUGCAAAGAAUGACAUUUUCCAGGAACAGUUAUAUCAUGGUAUUAUGAUGGAAGGGUUCCUGAGAGAUGAUGUCAUCUAUUCCACAUUGAGAAAAGUUUCUAAAUAUGAUGGUGACUUAGAAAGGCACCCGGAAACCCAUGGAAGAGAUGUAAGGCAAGCCAUCCUGACCCACAAGAAGAGUGGCCAAGAAACUAACAAAUUUGGGGAAAAUAUUGUCAGUUCAAAAGUUAUUGUAGAGCAGAGGCACCGCAAAUGUGAUACACCUAGACAGAGAAACAAAUACAAAUUAGACUUGAUCAAUCAUCCAAGUUACAUAAAAACAAAAACCUAUGAAUGUAAUAUAUGUGAAAAAAUCUUCAAACAACCCAUUCAUCUUACUGAACACAUGAGAAUUCACACUGGUGAAAAGCCUUUCAGGUGUAAGGAAUGUGGAAGAGCCUUUAGUCAAAGCGCAUCCCUUACUACACACCAGAGGAUCCAUACUGGCGAGAAACCCUUUGAAUGUGAAGAAUGUGGCAAAGCCUUCAGACAUCGCUCAUCUCUUAAUCAGCAUCAUAGAACUCACACUGGAGAGAAACCCUAUGUAUGCAAUAAAUGUCAGAAAGCUUUCAGCCAGAACAUUAGCUUGAUCCAACACUUGAGAACUCAUUCUGGAGAGAAACCCUUUACAUGCAAUGAAUGUGGGAAAACCUUCCGACAGAUUAGACAUCUUAGUGAACAUAUAAGAAUUCACACUGGGGAGAAGCCCUAUGCAUGCACUGCGUGUUGUAAAACCUUUAGUCAUAGAGCGUAUCUAACACAUCACCAGAGAAUCCAUACUGGGGAGAGACCCUACAAAUGUAAGGAGUGCGGGAAAGCCUUUAGGCAGAGGAUACACCUUAGCAACCAUAAAACUGUUCAUACAGGAGUGAAAGCAUAUGAAUGCAACCGCUGUGGAAAAGCCUACAGGCAUGAUUCAUCCUUUAAGAAACAUCAGAGACACCACACCGGAGAAAAACCUUAUGAAUGUAAUGAAUGUGGAAAAGCCUUCAGCUAUAAUUCAUCACUUAGUCGACACCAUGAGAUACACAGGAGGAAUGCCUUUCAAAAUAACAUGUAAAAAUAGAUUAUUCAACAUGAGAGCAAGAGCUAACUCUAAAUCAGUGACUCUGUGCUUUUUAAUUACAUGAUUCUAAAUUUGAGGAAUUGAUAUCAUGAUGCCAGCUUUUAAUUUUGUCCAUUGUGUAAAUAAAUAGUACAUUGACUCCUGUAGAUAACUACUAUCUACUAACAUCUCCAUACAAAGUACUUAAUCAAGAAUAAAGGAUGUUAUGUUCCUUCAAAUUAAAUCCAGCAUUAUGGAAAAUGCACAUGUAAUUGUUAUCUUUCUGAUUUCAUGUGGAAUAAUUAUUCACGUGCAUUCACUGAUUUAUAGACAACGAUUGGGAAGAACUGUUGAAAAUAUCACCACCCCUAUUUUUUAAGUAAAUUUUUAUUUUUUUUAAUGGGGAAACUUAAGAAUCAUGUAAAACUCAAAAGGCAUAGACAGUUGUGUAAGUGAAAAUCCUUUUCUUAUAUCCUCCACCAUCAAAUUUUUUAUAGAGGGAAUCACUUUUUAUAACUAAUUAUUUUGUGCACCUGUCCAGAGAUUUUUCUAUUUGUAUCCAAAAGAAUACAAAUGAUGCAAAUGCAGACUUUUUCUUUUUAAGCAUAAAUGACAACAUUUUGUAAACACCUCUGCACAUUACUUUUGUAAACACCUCUGCACAUUACUUUUAUUAAUUAACCAUGUAUCAUGAAGGUCAUUACAUAUUAGUAGACAAAGUGCCUACCCAUUCUUUUUUUAACAACUGUGUAGUAUUCUGUGGUUUGAAUGUACUUUAGUUUACUUAGCCACUUCACUAUGGUCGGACUUUGGGAUUUCCAGUCUUUUGUUGGAGUGAAUAGUCUUAAACCUUGUCUUUAUUUCUCACACUUGUAAGUAUAUAUAUAUAUAUCUAUGUAGGGUAAAUUCUGAGAACUGGAAUCUCUGUACUAGAGGGUAUGUGCAUUUGUAUGAUGGAUAUUGCCAGACUGGCUUUCAUGCAGACAUUGGACCAACUUAUUUGCCUGCCAGCAAGAUAGAGAACUGUAGGAGCCACCUGAUGCUGAAGUAUGUCCUGGACCAACUGCCCUUUCGAUCAUCAAAGAAUUAUCAGUUUGUCUCACUAACUUAGCGCAGAAGUACCAGCUGACCUGCAUCCCCAAAAAGAGCGGUGCUUGCCAUUCCUGGAGCCAGAGAGGAAUCUGAAUCUUCCUGAACAGCAGCCAGGCCCACCAAAAUCUCAGCUGGAGGAGAAGGCCUUUUGCCAUCAACUGCUCUAAUGCCUGACUUCUGAGGCUGGAGCUUCUUGAUCAAUGAGAGUCCGUUUCCAUCUGUCUUAGCAAGUAAAAUCUUGGCUGUCGCCCCUCUGAUGGAAUGGAGGGACACUGACAGUUGAGUCAGGGUACUUAGGAUAGCAGGGUGUGCCAUGGAUGAUCAACUGCUUAGCAUUUUAUAGGAUGGUUAUGUUAGCAACUUAUAGUUAACACACGUAGGAAGACAGAAAAGAGGUAGGGUGUGACUUUCUAAUAAGCAUUAAUGAAUGAAUGAGAGCAUUAAUUAACAUUGCUUAUGUUGUGAAAGCUGAGCACCAAGAUCAGGACCACAUGGUUUUGUACAUGUUCAUUUUUCCAGCCUGGUAAACGUUUAUUAAAGUUUUAGUGACUCUGAAA